This is a messenger RNA of Tarenaya hassleriana, 589 nucleotides long. RefSeq names its product protein transport protein yos1-like. The coding region runs from base 258 to 491 and encodes 77 amino acids. The transcript is spliced from 3 exons. NCBI's taxonomy places the organism in Eukaryota, Viridiplantae, Streptophyta, Magnoliopsida, Brassicales, Cleomaceae. The record is from RefSeq and is a predicted model, not a curated record. Gene Ontology annotation, biological process: endoplasmic reticulum to Golgi vesicle-mediated transport. Gene Ontology annotation, cellular component: endoplasmic reticulum membrane; COPII-coated ER to Golgi transport vesicle; Golgi membrane.
GCAAAAGGAAACAACUUGGCCACUCGGGGGUUCUCCGAUUGUGUCGUCGAUCUCCGGCGAACAAGCUUUUGUUAACCCAGAUCUCUCAAAUUCAACUCGCUUCCCCUUCGAUUUCGAAAACAGGGUCUGAAAUUCCACGCCGACUGUCGAUCGAUCAGUUUGGGUUUUCCUCGAUUCCAGGUUUUCCCCGAUAUCAAAGCAAGGAAUUUAACAAGACCUUGAACUAAGCAUCAAGGUUUACAUUUCCUCAGAGAAUCAUGGGUUUCUGGACGUUGAUGGAAGGCUUGCUGCUAUUUGCCAACGCACUCGCCAUCCUCAACGAGGAUCGUUUUCUUGCUCCGAGAGGGUGGACACUUGCAGAGCUCCAAACAGGCAGGAGAAACUCACUCAAAGGUCAGAUCAUCGGUCUCAUCCAUGCGUGUCAGUAUAUGAGACUGCCUCUCAUGCUCUUGAACAUCAUAGUCAUUGUCCUCAAGCUGUUCUCCGGGUGAAGACCAGACUUUUGUGCCAUCCUUUGACCUCUGUAAUCAUCGUUCAGUUGGGAAGUGUUAAACAUUUCUUCGGAACUCAGUCCACCAUUUCUUGUCUA